Rotaria sordida is the source of this 2587-nucleotide messenger RNA. The record is from the annotation of a GenBank genome assembly. NCBI's taxonomy places the organism in Eukaryota, Metazoa, Rotifera, Eurotatoria, Philodinida, Philodinidae.
AUGACUUUCUGGUAUAAUACAUGGAUAGUCUAUGGUUCGGGAAGUGUUCGAUUAGAAUUCUAUAAUAGUUCAAACUAUAGGAUUGGAAAUGAAUAUAUGAAAUCUCUUUCUUCUAACUUAACAUGGACUUAUGUUCAUAUCAAAAGACCUGUUCAUAAUUAUGCAGCAUUUGCUAAAAUUAUAAUUCGAAUGCAUAAUUCUAUGGGAAAAGUUUUAAUGGCUAAUAUUUCUAUUGAACAAGUAGAUUUUUGGCAGAAUACGACAUUCUUUGUGUCUCCAAGACGAGACGGAACAAUUUUUAUUCAAUGGAACUUUGAAAGUAAUGGAAUUGAUAUUGCUACUUAUGAUAUUUACAGAGAUGAUCAUUCACGAAAUCCAAAUGACAAAGCAAGUAAUUGGAUUGGAAUUGUAAAAUCAGGUGAAUUAAUACAACAUCUUACUCUUUACGGCGAAGAAGGAUAUCCAGAUGAUCAAGCCGAAAGACGAAUUUUAUUUCUUUUGAAUGAAUUGAAACUACAUCUCGACCAUUCUUAUGGUCCUUCUGGUUAUAUGCAAGAAGGAUUGAGCUAUCUUGCAUACACAUUACCCAUUCUUGGCCCAGCUGUUUAUCUAACAAAAUAUAUGGGAAUUUGCACUUUUGAUGAAGCUUGGUCUCGUCCAGACUGGCACAACUUAGCUUUACACAUAAUUUCAUUGAGAAAACGAAGAAAUUCUUUACAAUUUGGUGUAUCAGACUCAACUUAUUCGUAUAAUGGAUUUAUGCCAUUUAUUUUCAACUCUACUAAUGACAUAAACAUAAAAGCUGCUCUAAAAUGGUUAUAUGAUCGCACUAUGGGAAUGAAUUCGUCUUCACCAGCAUACGAUGGUAAAGACAAAAGUGCUGCAUUGUUAUAUUAUCCAUAUGAAAUAGCAGUUCAGCAUCCGAGUAUUGCAUUUCCAAGAUCAACUUCAAUGAUUAGUGAUAAUAUCGAUGGAUUCUAUGCAUUUCGAAAUCGUUAUCAAGAUCAAAACGAUGUAUUAAUUGCACUUAUGAAUAGAAAUAGACGUCAUGGAGGAUGGAAUGCAAAUGAAACAUUUGCAUUGUCAAUUAUAAGUCACGAUACCACUUGGGCACGAAUGCCUGGAAAAGAAUUUAAAAAAUAUAAUCUUACGAGAAAGUUCAGUACGCCACUCAUAGAUGGAUGGCCUAGAGAACCACCAAAAAGAAAGAAACUUGGUUACACAAAAGUAAUAAGAUCGUUCAAUGAUCAAGGUGGUGGAUAUGUUUCCAUUGAUUCCAGUGUAAAUUUAAAUAUUACUCUUGCACAACGAGAUAUACUUGUGGAUAUGAUAACGAGAGGUAAUAUCGACACAAUAAUAGCUAUACACGAUCAAUUUAUUAAUACUUUAUCACAUUUUUGGCAUUGGCAACUUAGUCCUGAUCCAAGUGAGACUAAUAUUACAUUAGGAAAUGAAAAUAAUCUCUCAACAUUUAUUAUAAGAGGACGAAAUGAAAGUUGGCUCAAAGGUUGGCUCUACAAUUAUCAAAAUGCUACUUACAAUAAUACUGAAGAAGUAUUACGAGUUAUAAAAUAUGGUUCCAGUGCAACUUUCAAGAUCGCUAUGGCACUCGGAAUGGGCAUUGAGCCAGUUGCUAAUAGAACAGCAACCGGUAUCAUUAUUGAUGAUGCUUGUAUUGAUUUUGAUGCCUUAUUUCUAGGUUUACAGUGUCUAACGACAACAGUGAUAACGUCAACUGCUGUUCCUGAUAUUAAGACUCCAUUAAUUGUAAUAAUUUCUGUUGCAAGUGCACUUAUUGGUUUAGUUGUUCUUAUUAUAAUCGUUAUCUUGAUAAGAAAAAGAAUAAAUAGAAAUAAUCGUGUUAGUUCAAUGUUAAAAAUGAAAACAAAUAAUGUUGAUAAAUUAUCGUCGUUAUCCAUUCAAACAUUAUCUAAAAAUAACAUUGUUAAUCAAUCAAAUCUUACCGUAAACUGAUCAUUUAAAAGUAAACUGCAGAUAUUUAUCAUAAUACUUAUCGAAGACUUAUUUCAGCAAUUUUUUAUCAUUUAAAUAAAACGUGAGCCUGAAGUUUUAAUGGGUGAAUUUGGGUGUCGAUGUUCCAUAACUUUGAAAUUCACAGAUAUUUACGCACACACUCUGAUAUGUAUGUUCGCACAGAAACGGAUGAAUCGAUGAUGGACGACUACCCGGAUAGCAACGAAUAUAAUUUGUCUCAUUUAAACAGUACAGACCGCUAUUUUAAGUUAGAACAAAAGGCGAUCUAGCAUGAUUUUUCAGUCGUUCGAAAACAUUACGCAUCUCACUGAGCUGUUUUCCAUCAUGUAAAAACAUGAGUACUUUGUGACAAUAUUUCUGAUAUGCAUUAAUGUUUGCUUCGUAUUCCCAUCAAUAGCUAAAAAACAGAUCGAUUUCGCAUAAUCGCAUUAGAGCUAGAGCAUGUCAAAGAAAUGAAUAUGCUCGAUAGUUCCAUGAAAAUUGAGCGUGAACGUAGGGUAUAUUUUGAUCAGCUAGAGUGAGAUGAAACAUUCUCAAGAAGUGGAUAUAAUUCACAGGAUCAUCAGGAUGAUGAGAAACUAAUGAUAAUGGA